Messenger RNA from Aspergillus ibericus CBS 121593, 1314 nucleotides. RefSeq lists its product as uncharacterized. Lineage: Eukaryota; Fungi; Ascomycota; Eurotiomycetes; Eurotiales; Aspergillaceae. The record is from RefSeq and is a predicted model, not a curated record. The coding region runs from base 199 to 1314 and encodes 371 amino acids. The transcript is spliced from 3 exons.
UUCUUAGAAGCAAGCCUGGGUGAUUGGCCAUUCAGACAACCUACGGUCUGUCCGAUCCGCUAGACCCCGCGACCCCACCAUUCCACGUCAACACAGGAAGCAGAGCCAUAAAAAAAAAAUGCCCACUCCACUGAUACCUGAACCCGAUUCUCCGUACAAGCCACUGAAUUGCAUCCCAGACUCUUGGGUCUUGCUACAAUGUCGUUGUCUUAUGCCAAGCUAGAUCCUGAUAACAACGAGAUUCGGCUCCUAACCAUCUUGCCCGACGAGAACGAGUCUAAUCCAGUCGAAGGGUCGCUUCAGAUCAUAUCACUCAAAGACUCGCAUGAGUUCGAAGCACUUUCCUAUGUCUGGGGUGAUAUCACUGUCACAACGGACGUUAUGAACAUCUUAGAAGCGACUGUGGACCUUUCAGGAGUGGCACCUACCAAGAACGAGGCCGAUCUUAGGCUGGGAUUGCUAUACAACUCCAUUGAGGAGAAGGUGCUUAGAUUUCGCAAAACGGUCAACCAAGUACCAGACGGCGAAGCAAAGGAGUUCUCUGAGUAUCUGCUAAAACGGCUUGAUCUUAUACACCAAAAAUCCUUUCAAACCUUUGUCCCUCUCCUACCAGGAGACCUUCUGGUGCAAAAGGACCUGCACCCUGACCCAGGUUCGCCACCUAGUUGCCCUCUUGGCGUACUGCUAUCGAUCACGACUCACCGAAAACGCAGCAACCCACUUGACAGGGUGUAUGCAUUAUAUGCAAUGGCUCCUUUGGUUCAGGAGAAGUAUCCUCCAAGCUAUCAGAAAACAGUGAAUCAAUUGAACCAUGAAACAACAGCAUACAUUUUACAAUAUGAGGGAAACAUGAAAAUUAUUGAGAACUUUAAUUUCUUUAAUGACGAGUCACUUCCAUCAUGGGUAUUAGAUUUUGUCACAACAACCCAACAGCACUUUGGUACGAGUUGGGCAGCCUGCAGUAAACAGGCAGUCCCUGAAGCAUCCCUGUGGCAAAAGCCAGAGGGCUAUUCGCCUACAAUAUCCGAUGACCUGCGGAUCUUGCAGCUUUGUGGCCGAGUAAUAGGUGCCGUCCAGGAGUCACUCACAUUAAGUACAGAGAGUCACGCGCCUCUCAGAGAGAUCCUAACCCAUAUUGAACGCAUCAGGAGUGAUGAGAGUGUGUGGCUUUGCGGUUCCGGAAUGACAGAAAAGCUCAUCGGCGCGUGUUACAACUUUACUGAGCCAUACGGUAGCCUGUCCUUCGCUUUCUUCAGUGAAACCUUAAGCAACCUCGGGCGGGAUGGCCAGCUUCUAGAUAUGGAGGGGCGGUAG